This is a messenger RNA of Gracilinanus agilis (Agile Gracile Mouse Opossum), 3815 nucleotides long. RefSeq names its product leucine rich repeats and immunoglobulin like domains 3 (gene LRIG3). The transcript is spliced from 19 exons. Bases 276 to 3632 code for a protein of 1118 amino acids. Lineage: Eukaryota; Metazoa; Chordata; Mammalia; Didelphimorphia; Didelphidae. The record is from RefSeq and is a predicted model, not a curated record. Gene Ontology annotation, molecular function: protein binding.
GCGAGCUUCGGUGCGCGUAGAAGCUCGGACUGCAACUUUGUGGCUGUUUGAAGCUCAGUCUUCUCCCAAGGCAUGCCCGGAAUUCAUUGUUUGGAAUAAAAGAAGGGAAGAAAGUGUGAGUGAGUGGGCUGCGUGCUUGUGGACUCUCUUGAGCACGAGAUCGUGCUGGGACCAGUUGCUGCUGGGGCCGUGGAGUGAGUGUGCGUGUGCUUUAGUUGGACUGUGGGGCGGGGGCCGCUGAAGCUGCUGGCUGAGCGGCAUAAGGAGCCCCCGCGAUGGGCCACUCGAGGCUCCGCGCUGCCGCCGCCGCCACCACUCUGGGGCUGCUGCUCCCCAGUCUGCUGGGCUUUGUGGGUUCGGCCACCGGGCCGAGCAGCAGCCAGAGGAGCGGCGGACUCCCCCCCGCCAGUGCCUCCACCUCCCCGCCGUGCCCUUCUCCUUGCCGUUGUCUCCGGGACCUGCUGGACUGCAGCCGCAAGAGACUGACCGAGCUCCCGGAGACUCUCCCGCCCUGGGUAGUGCAUCUGGACUUAAGUCACAACAGAUUGUCUUCAAUCAAAACAAGUUCUCUGAGUCAACUCCAGAGACUUCAAGAAGUGAAACUGAACAACAAUGAAUUCGAGACCAUACCUAACCUGGGAGAAGCAGCAGCAAAUAUCACCCUUUUGUCCCUGGCCAAUAAUAAAAUUACCGAAAUUUUACCUGAACAUCUGAAGCCGUUUCAGUCACUGGAAACUUUAGAUCUGAGCAGCAACAACAUUUCAGAGCUCAAAACUACAUUUCCUUCUCUACAGCUCAAAUAUUUGUACAUAAAUAGCAACCCAAUCAGAUCCAUGGAAGCUGGUUCCUUUGACAAUUUGGCUAACACACUUCAAGUGCUGAAACUGAACAGAAACAAAAUCUCAACUAUUCCCCCAAAGAUGUUUAAACUGCCUCAUCUACAACAUCUGGAGCUGAAUCGCAACAAAAUUAAAAAAGUAGAUGGGCUCACCUUUCAAGGACUUGGUUCUCUGAAAUCACUGAAAAUGCAAAGAAAUGGGAUAAACAGACUCAUGGAUGGAGCCUUCUGGGGACUUGGCAACAUGGAAAUCUUGCAGUUGGACCAUAACAACCUAACAGAGAUUACCAAAGGCUGGCUUUAUGGUUUGCUGAUGUUGCAGGAGCUCCAUCUCAGCCAAAAUGCCAUUCACAAGAUCAGCUCUGAUGCCUGGGAAUUCUGCCAGAAACUCAGUGAGCUUGACCUGACUUUCAAUCACUUAGCAAGGUUAGAUGAUUCCAGUUUCAUCGGCUUAAGCUUACUAAAUACUCUUCACAUUGGAAACAACAAAGUCAGCUACAUUGCUGAUUGUGCCUUCCGGGGGCUCUCCAGUUUACAGACAUUGGAUCUAAAAAACAAUGAAAUCUCUUGGACCAUUGAAGACAUGAAUGGCGCUUUCUCAGGACUUGACAAGCUUCGUAGGCUGAUACUCCAAGGAAAUCGGAUUCGCUCUAUUACCAAAAAAGCAUUUUCUGGCUUGGAUGCCUUGGAACACCUAGACCUGAGUAACAACGCAAUCAUGUCCUUACAAGGAAACACAUUUUCACAAAUGAAGAAACUUCAAGAAUUGCAUUUAAAUACAUCAAGUCUUCUGUGUGAUUGCCAACUCAAGUGGCUCCCACAGUGGGUGGCAGAAAAUAACUUUCAGAGCUCAGUUAAUGCCAGUUGUGCCCAUCCUCAGCAGCUAAAAGGGAGAAGUAUUUUUGCUGUGAGUCCAGAUGGUUUUGUUUGUGAUGAUUUUCCUAAACCCCAGAUUACAGUCCAGCCAGAGACCCAGUCGGCAAUAAAAGGCUCCAACUUGAGUUUUAUCUGCUCUGCUGCAAGCAGCAGUGACUCCCCAAUGACAUUUGCCUGGAAAAAAGAUAAUGAACUACUCCAUGAUGCUGAAAUGGAAAAUUAUGCACACCUCCGAGCCCAUGGAGGGGAAGUGAUGGAGUACACCACUAUUCUUCGGCUGCGCAACGUCCAAUUUACCACUGAAGGGAAAUACCAGUGUGUCAUUUCUAAUCACUUUGGUUCGUCAUACUCUGUCAAAGCCAAGCUUACUGUAAAUAUGCUUCCUUCAUUUACAAAGAUUCCCAUGGACCUUACCGUCCGGGCUGGAGCAAUGGCCCGUUUAGAAUGUGCUGCUGUUGGCCACCCAGCUCCACAGAUUGCCUGGCAGAAAGAUGGUGGCACAGAUUUUCCAGCAGCUCGGGAAAGACGAAUGCACGUUAUGCCAGAAGAUGAUGUGUUCUUUAUCGUGGAUGUGAAAAUAGAAGAUGUUGGUGUUUAUAGCUGCACUGCCCAAAACAGUGCUGGGAGUAUCUCAGCUAAUGCCACACUGACUGUCUUGGAAACACCAUCCUUUUUGCGACCAUUAUUGGAUCGAACCGUGACCAAAGGAGAGACGGCUGUCUUACAGUGCAUUGCUGGUGGGAGUCCCCCACCCAAGUUGAACUGGACUAAAGAUGACAGUCCUCUGAUUGUAACAGAACGGCAUUUUUUUGCUGCGGGAAAUCAGCUGCUAAUCAUUGUGGACACAGAUAUUGAGGAUGCUGGGAAGUACACUUGUGAAAUGUCGAACACGCUUGGAACUGAAAGAGGCAAUGUUCGUCUUAGUGUAAUUCCCACUCCCACCUGUGAUUCUCCCCAGAAUGCUGCCCCAUCAUUAGAUAAUGAUGGAUGGGCCACCGUGGGAGUUGUGAUCAUAGCCGUGGUUUGCUGUGUGGUGGGCACUUCCUUAGUGUGGGUGGUCAUCAUCUACCACACAAGGAGGAGAAAUGAAGAUUGCAGUAUUACCAACACAGAUGAAACAAAUCUACCAGCUGAUAUCCCAAGUUAUUUGUCAUCCCAGGGAACAUUAGCUGAAAGACAGGAUGGGUACGGCUCAUCAGAAAAUGGGAGCCAUCACCAAUUUAUCACUUCUUCAGGGGGCGGCUAUCUUUUACAACGUGACAGCAGUGGCACUUGUCAUAUGGAUAAUAGCAGUGAAACAGACUUGGACGGUGUCACAGAUCCAUUUUUAUGUCACUACUUGGGAACAACGGGCACGGUGUAUCUGAAGGGCACAGUGUAUGGCUCCGAUUCUUUUGAUACCUACCGACCAGGUUGCAGCCCAGACCCCAGAACUCCUUGCUUGGAUCAUUAUGAGUCUGCUUAUGUAAAGAAAAAAGAAUGCUACCCAUGUUCUCAUCCAUCAGAGGAAUCCUGGGACCAAAAUAUGAGUGGUGUUGGAAUGGCAUCUCCCAUGACAAAGUUAACCAACUCUAUCUACAUUCAAAACGAAGGAUCUGGGAUCAAAAGCCUGCCUCAAGACAAAAAUGCUAUUGAUUUUAAUGCAAUCCAAGAAGCAACAGCUACUGCAUCCACUAAUGCUUUUAUGGGAACAUUUGGAAAGCCCCUUGGGAAGCCUCAACUGGAUGCUUUUUCAAGUUGUGGGCAGCCAAAACCUUUACACAUGAAUCCUCACGACUCCCAAGACUUUUCCUCGGAAUUAGAAGAAGAUGGGAGAGAGAGGACAGUUUUUUCAGGAGAAAAUCACACACAUACCUAUAAACAGGUCUUGGAAGGCUAUAGGACUCCUACUUUACAGUCUUAUGACCUGGACACAUAGCUGCACUGGUACUAACUAUUGAAUGGAACCAAAGAAAUCUUCUAACAUACUACCUCAAACAGACUUUUAUUUAAAAGAAAGAGAAUCGUAUGACUUUAAAGGAAACUGAAUUUUUAAAGGAUACCCCAAAAUGCCUAUUUAUACAAAUUUUUUAAACUGCCAAAAAUGCUAUAAAAUUUUAUA